GUGAGGGGAGCCCGGGCAGCCCAGGCCGCAGCGGCGCCGCCGCCGCCGCCCCGCCCGAUGUGAGCGGCCCCGGGCCGGGGGCAGCGAGCGCGGCCAUGAAGAAGGACGUGCGGAUCCUGCUGGUGGGAGAACCCAGAGUUGGGAAGACAUCACUAAUUAUGUCUCUUGUCAGUGAGGAAUUCCCAGAAGAGGUUCCACCCCGAGCUGAAGAAAUCACCAUUCCAGCUGAUGUCACUCCUGAAAGAGUGCCAACCCACAUAGUGGAUUAUUCAGAAGCAGAGCAAAGUGAUGAGCAGCUUUAUCAUGAAAUAUCACAGGCAAAUGUGAUUUGUAUAGUCUAUGCUGUUAACAACAAGAAUUCUAUUGAUAAGGUAACGAGUCGAUGGAUUCCUCUCAUCAAUGAAAGGACAGACAAAGAUAGCAGGCUUCCUCUUAUAUUAGUUGGAAACAAGUCUGAUCUAGUGGAGUACAGCAGUAUGGAAACUAUCCUUCCCAUUAUGAAUCAAUAUACAGAAAUAGAAACUUGUGUAGAGUGUUCAGCCAAAAACUUGAAGAAUAUAUCUGAGCUAUUUUAUUAUGCACAGAAAGCUGUUCUACAUCCUACAGGUCCUCUUUAUUGCCCAGAGGAGAAAGAGAUGAAACCUGCCUGUAUUAAAGCACUGACUCGCAUUUUUAGAAUUUCUGAUCAAGAUAAUGAUGGUACUCUCAAUGAUGCAGAGCUCAACUUCUUUCAGAGAAUUUGUUUUAAUACACCACUGGCACCUCAAGCUUUGGAAGACGUAAAGAAUGUAGUCAGGAAAAACCUAAGUGAUGGAGUUGCAGAUAAUGGAUUGACAUUAAAAGGUUUUCUUUUUCUACACACACUUUUCAUUCAACGAGGAAGGCAUGAGACAACCUGGACUGUUUUGCGUCGCUUUGGCUACGACGAUGACUUAGAGCUCACACCAGAGUACCUGUUCCCUCCCCUAAAAAUUCCCCCUGACUGCACAACAGAACUAAAUCAUCAUGCCUACUUGUUUCUUCAAAGUAUUUUUGAUAAACAUGAUUUGGAUAGAGAUUGUGCUUUAUCUCCUGAUGAAUUGAAAGACUUGUUCAAAGUCUUCCCUUACAUGCCAUGGGGACCUGAUGUGAACAACACAGUUUGUACAAAUGAAAGAGGAUGGAUCACAUACCAAGGGUUUCUCUCGCAGUGGACACUAACCACAUACCUGGAUGUGCAGCGUUGCUUGGAGUACCUGGGUUAUUUAGGGUACUCCAUACUUGCAGAGCAAGAAUCUCAAGCAUCAGCAAUUACAGUGACAAGAGAUAAAAAGAUAGACCUCCAGAAAAAACAGACUCAGCGCAAUGUCUUCCGAUGCAAUGUUGUUGGAAUGAAAGGCUGUGGGAAAAGUGGAGUUCUUCAAGCUCUUCUUGGAAGAAAUCUAAUAAGACAGAGGCAAAUACGUGCAGAACACAAAUCUUACUAUGCCAUUAAUACAGUCUAUGUAUAUGGACAGGAAAAAUACUUGCUGCUACAUGAUGUCAGUGACUCAGACUUUUUAACUGAUGCUGAGACCAUAUGCGAUGCUGUCUGCCUGGUAUAUGAUGUCAGUAAUCCUAAAUCCUUUGAGUACUGUGCCAGGAUUUUUAAGCAGCACUUCAUGGACAGCAGAAUACCAUGUUUAGUGGUAGCUGCCAAGUCCGACUUGCAUGAAGUUAGACAGGAAUAUAGUAUUUCUCCUGCUGAAUUCUGCAGAAAACACAAAAUGCCUCCACCCCAAGCCUUUACUUGUAAUACUGCUGAUGUGCCGAGUAAGGAUAUCUUUGUAAAACUGACAACUAUGGCAAUGUAUCCCCAUGCCCGGUUACGCUGUAUGUGCGCCUGCAACAGGUGUACAUUUUGCAUCUGUCAGAACUUCCUCAACUCAGACUUGCUGCAAUCUGUAAAGAACAAACUCUUCACUGCAGUUCUUAACAGGUUAAGAGCCUACCUAGCUGAGGUGGGGGCCAUGCUGUUAGCAGACGAGGAGAGCAGGAUUAUGCAGCAGGUGCACGCCGUCCACUCUGUAGAAGAUUCCAUCUUCAUGGAGUCAUCUCUUGGUCCACGUUUGCUUGAAGACAGGCAUGUGACACAAGCGGACCUCAAGAGCUCAACGUUCUGGCUCCGAGCAAGUUUUGGUGCUACUGUGUUUGCAGUUUUGGGUUUUGCCAUGUACAAAGCACUACUAAAGCAGCGAUGAUCUGAGAAGAAGCACAUCUGGCCCUACCAAAUAAAUAAAUAAAAAACCACUUUUAUGUACAUUCUGAAUGCUUUAAAUUCUGCUAGAAAUAUUUAUAUAUGCAGAGUUACUUUAUUAAUAUUUGUAAUUCAUGCUUAAGAUUAUUUUAAAUUAUAGCUCCAACUACAGUAUUGCAUAAUGUGUGGAAAAAAGGAAUUGCAUCUUAACAGCCAGCUAAAAUGGCUUAACUUGUAAGGCCAAAAGGGAAUUUGUUGUAAAUAACAUGUACAUAUUAAAGCAAGUAAGACAUUGCUUCCCAAAAACCUAUUCAAAAUACUGUUCUUAGAUGUUCACCAUGGUGACAUUCUAGUGUAUAGGUGAAAUUCAUUUUCAGUAGAGUAGACUCAACUCAAGGAUCAUACUUCCUCAAGGAUUGCUUAUUUAUUUCACAUUCAUCUGAAGUGACUUCAUCUUUUUGGACUAUAAGCUAUAGCAGGCAGAAUUUGUGAUUUUUGUUCAUAUUUUUAACCGAUGAACAAAUUUGCCCCUCUAAUCAUGUAUUUCAGGAAAGAGUCACCUUUGCUGUCCUGGCCUAUGAUUUUGUAUUUUACAUGACCAGUGACAUAUUUAGAAUCCGGUCUCUUUUAAGAGGAAAAAAGUAAAACUUUGAAAACUGCCAGAUCAACUUCAUACACUGUGUGUAACCCGUGUUUUUCAUUUUUCACUAUGUUGUGUUUUAUAACCCUCAUGAAUCAGAUGAGCAAAUUUUGUAUGUUCUAAACGGUUAUAAUUUGGAAAGUGUUGCAGUUUAAUUUCUCACAUCUGUCAGUCAUACUCAUUGAAGGCUGUGUAUAAGAGAAAACUGCAAUAGUACACAGUGCCUAUUCUACUGUAGUAUAUUAGUUGCAUGGAUCACAGUGCAUUCUGUAAUGGGCUAGAAUUACCUAUAGACACAGCUUUUUUAACGAUCAAGUAAACCAAACAUUAAAUUCCUCAUGACAAACCUAUUUUUCCAUUGCUGGCCUUUUCAAGUUAUUUCAAUAAAAUAACUGUGUACUGUGUCUGUGUUUGUCUUUUUCUUCUUUUUCUUUACCUUCCUGUGCCCUGAAAGGUGUAGUUUACCAGAACUUUGUCCUUUACAUGAAUGGAUGCUGCUGGUGCUCUCAUUUGUUGGAGGUUACAUAUCUCAGCAGUGCAGUUUCUCUCAUGCCUCCAUUAGAAGUUUAUUUCUGAUUUAUAUCAGAAGACCAAA
Camarhynchus parvulus is the source of this 3450-nucleotide messenger RNA. RefSeq names its product ras homolog family member T1 (gene RHOT1). Gene Ontology annotation, biological process: mitochondrion organization; small GTPase-mediated signal transduction. Gene Ontology annotation, cellular component: mitochondrial outer membrane. The transcript has 21 exons. Gene Ontology annotation, molecular function: calcium ion binding; GTPase activity; GTP binding. Lineage: Eukaryota; Metazoa; Chordata; Aves; Passeriformes; Thraupidae. Bases 96 to 2219 code for a protein of 707 amino acids. The record is from RefSeq and is a predicted model, not a curated record.